AUACGUCACAUAGUUAAAUCUCUUAUUCUCACCGUUUUGUAGUUUCCUUUACGUACUCUUGUAGUUCAUCCGCAUAAAAAUAUACUUUUGUGGGUCAAUAUCAUUUUUGAAAAUAUAUAGUCAAAACUAUUAUGUCAAAAUAAUAAAAAUAUACGGAGUAGUCCAAAGUAGUAGGCUGUACAAUUAUUACGAAGUAUGUAAAUAUAAAUCUUAUCGAUCUUAAAUGAUUCGUUCAAAGAAAAGAGAGAGAGAAAAAGAGAGAGAAUGGGAACAUAUUUCCAAACACCAGUAGUUCCAGAAAACAACAACAACAACAACAACAACAACAACAACAACGUUGUUAACCAAAACCAAGAAUCGUCUUCUUCACAAGAGAGUAAAGAUGAGCUUGAUGCUGGUGCUCUUUUCGUUCUUCAAUCUAAAGAAAAGAGAGAGAGAAAAAGAGAGAGAAUGGGAACAUAUUUCCAAACACCAGUAGUUCCAGAAAACGAAAACAACAACAACAACAACAACAACAACAACGUUGUUAACCAAAACCAAGAAUCGUCUUCUUCACAAGAGAGUAAAGAUGAGCUUGAUGCUGGUGCUCUUUUCGUUCUUCAAUCUAAAGGUUCAUGGGUGCACUGUGGAUACCACUUGACAACGUCAAUAGUAGCACCAGCACUGCUGAGUUUACCAUACGCGUUUAAGUAUCUUGGAUGGGCAGGAGGAAUGAUAUGUCUAAUUGCAGGAGCAUUGGUCACUUUUUACGAGUAUAAUUUGCUUUCUUUGGUACUUGAACAUCAUGCCCAAUUGGGUCGCCGCCAUCUUCGUUUUCGAGAUAUGGCACAUGACAUUUUAGGACCAAGAUGGGGAAAGUAUGUAGUGGGCCCAGUUCAAUUUGCAGUUUGCUAUGGUGCAGUUGUUGGAGCUUGUCUUUUGGGUGGCCAGUGCAUUAAGGCAAUAUACUUGGUGUUGAAUCCAAAUGGAUCGAUAAAGCUGUAUGAAUUCAUAAUCAUAUUCGGAUGCCUGAUGUUGAUCCUAGCUCAAAUGCCUUCGUUUCACUCUCUCCGACAUAUUAGCUUGAUUUCUUUGCUUCUAUGCCUCGCUUAUAGCGCUGCUGCCACUACCGGCUCCAUCUAUAUAGGGCAUACGUCAAAGGGGCCAGAGAAAGACUACUCACUACCCACCAACUCACAGGAUCGAGUAUUUGGUUUGUUCAAUGGAAUAGCCAUCAUUGCAACAACUUUCGGCAAUGGAAUUAUCCCUGAAAUUCAAGCAACACUCGCGCCACCGGUGAAAGGGAAGAUGUUCAAGGGACUAUCUGUUUGCUACAGUGUAGUUUGUGUAACAUUCUUCAGCGUUGCGGUAUCGGGUUACUGGGCAUUUGGAAACCAAGCUGAAGGCCAGAUAUUAAGCAACUUCGUCGUAAAUGGAAAUCCUUUGCUUCCUAAAUGGUUCAUUUUUAUGACCAAUGCCUUUGUCAUCCUUCAAAUUGCCGCUGUUGGUGUGAUAUACUUGCAACCUACAAAUGAAGUGUUAGAGGGAGUAUUUUCAGAUCCAAAGAGCAAGCAAUUCUCUCCCCGAAAUGUGAUCCCAAGGGUGAUAUCGCGGUCUAUCUCAGUGGCCAUAGCAACAACAAUAUCAGCAAUGCUUCCAUUUUUUGGAGAUAUAAAUGGAGUAAUUGGUGCAUUUGGUUUCCUUCCACUUGACUUUGUUUUACCUGUAAUAUUAUUCAACCUUACGUUCAAGCCUUCGAAACGUAGCUUUAUAUUCUGGUUCAAUCUUAGUAUUGCAGUUGUUUUCUCCAUAUUAGGAAUCAUUGGAUCUGUAGCUGCUGUUAGGCAAAUCGUUAUCGAUGCCAAAUCUUACACAUUAUUUGCUAAUGUAUGAAAAUUUCACCAAAUACCUUAUUUUUCGGGCUUUUUUUUGUAAUUUGAAUAGGGGAUGCAUGUUAUUCCGAAGAUAGAAUGCACAAGAUGAAAAUUGUUUAUACAAAUCAUUUUUGGAGAGAUAUUCUAUUUGUAUAAUAUUAAUUAUUGACUAGUAAAA
This is a messenger RNA of Spinacia oleracea (spinach), 2031 nucleotides long. RefSeq names its product GABA transporter 1. The transcript is spliced from 8 exons. The record is from RefSeq and is a predicted model, not a curated record. Bases 265 to 1872 code for a protein of 535 amino acids. NCBI's taxonomy places the organism in Eukaryota, Viridiplantae, Streptophyta, Magnoliopsida, Caryophyllales, Amaranthaceae.